AACUGUACUCAAAAACUCAAAAGAAAAGUCUCCUCAAAUUCUUUCAUUUUCGUUAAUUUUCAUGUUAUAGUUCUGAAACAGUGCCCCAUAUUAAAAAGCUGAAAAUUAGCACCAACAAGAUCCACCUCGAACACCCCUCAUCCACCAUCCACCACCCUUUCACUACAUUCUCUCUACUUCUCUCUCUUCUUCCUCAAAAAAUCCCCCAAUAAAUCAACCAUUUUUCAUGGAUAAUUAUCUUUUCCUAUUUAUGGGUUUAUUAAGAAAUAAAAGUACCAUUUAUAGAAUAUAAUUCUCCUUCAAUUAUCCUAAAUACACAAAUUUUUUCAUCAAAAUUAAAAUUUGAAACAUACCCAUUUGAGAAAAGUGCCUUAAUUUUGUUGGGUAAGACUUGAAUUUUUGAAAAGUGUGAAAAAAAAUAAUGAGAGAAGAAGAUUCAAAUUGGUUUUCAAAGUGGGAAGAAGAACUUCCAACACCUGAUGAAUUAAUCUCUAUUUCUCAGAGUUUAAUUACACCUGAUCUUGCUUCUGCUUUUGAUAUUCAAAACCAUGGAAGUAGUAAUGGAAAUAAUACACCAACGUCUCUUCUUCAUCUUCAUUCUUCAUCUUCCCCACAGUUGUUUAGCCAUUACCAUCAUCAGAACCAGCAACAACAGAGCAGUUCAGCCCCUUUAGGGCCUCCUCCUCAGCCUAACUCGUCCGAGUUUGACUCAUCUUCAGCCGAGUUGGGUGGUGGUUGUGGUGGUGGAGCUUCUUCAGGUGGGGGUGGUGGUGGGGCAGAUGAGCCAGCUAGGACUCUAAAACGGCCACGCCUUGUGUGGACCCCACAACUUCACAAAAGAUUUGUUGAUGCUGUGGCCCACUUGGGUAUCAAAAAUGCUGUACCCAAGACUAUAAUGCAGUUGAUGAGUGUUGAUGGGUUAACAAGAGAAAAUGUUGCUAGUCAUUUACAGAAGUAUAGAUUGUAUCUUAAAAGGAUGCAGAGUUUGAAUAAUGGUGGUGGGCCUGGAAAUGGUGGUGGGCCUGGUAACGGGUCUGUUGCUGGGCUUGGAGGAUCCGGUGAUCCUGCUACUGAUCAUUUAUUUGCUAGUUCACCGGUUCCGGCCCAUUUGUUACACCAAGGUGGGCCCGGGGGUGGUGGUGGUGGUAGAGCGAGUUCGGAUCAUUUUAUGCCUUACAUGCCGGUUACGGCCCUAAACCACCAUCAUAUGGCGGCUGCUGUGGCGGGUCACCCACAGAUUCAAGCCCAAUUUCAACAUCAUAGACAAAUGGGCCAUUUCGGGUCAGCCCAAAGUGGUGGGCAUGGGCAAUUUGAGCAUCCAUUUUUGUCAAGACAAGCCCAAUUGGGCCCAAACAGAAAUGGAAUGAUGCAGAAUAAUUCAGGGUAUGUUGAAGAUUUGGAGUCUGCAACAGCCAACAAUGGCAGGAAAGUCCUUACUCUCUUUCCUACUGGAGAUGAUUAAUAUUUUUUAUAAAAAAAAUAUUGACAAAAUAUUUCAUCAAACAAUUCCCAAAAAUAGGAAAAAAAUUUGAAUUAUAGUUUUUAUGAUUAACUUGGGGAAAAGGGUGUUUUUCAUUAUUGUUAAUUGUUAAUUGUUGUUUCUAAUUAUGGCCAAAUUAGUGUUUAAUUAGUCCAAUCAGGGUCGGAUUCGAAUUAAAUUGUCAUCCCCGAACAUAAUUAAACUUCUAUUAUAAUUAUUGUUAUUAUUGGUGGUAAAAUUUAAGGUAAUCUUAUAGAGUUGUUAAGAUCAUUUUCGAGUUGAGGUCAGUAAGAAAAUCGAACUUUUGUUACUAAGGGUGAAACCGAAAAUCUUUUUGACCCCUUUUUAUUGGGCAUUUCUAGUGACUGAGUAAAUUGAUCAUGAUGUCACUUUUAUAGGCAACCUGCAAUCAUUCUUGUGGUUUUUGAGUGUGUGAUGAUCAUGUUCUGAUUUUUCUUAUCUGAGACUUUCUAUUAUUAUCAUUCAACAUUGAAGAAGUAUCACAUAAUGGAAUUCAAUUAUAUCAAGAUUCUUUUUUUCUUGAUAUCUUGAUCAUGGCAUCUUUGUCUGGGCCCAUCAGAAACAAAUGGGGGUUUUGCUCGAUAAUGUCAAAGUCUUAAUCCCAAUUAUUUCCGAUGCACCAGAAACAAAUGCGGGUUUUGCUCCGAUAAUGUCAAAGUCUUAAUCCCAGUUAUUUCCGACGCACCAGAAAGAAAUGUGGGUUUUGCUCGAUAAUGCCAAAGUCUUAAUCCCAAUUAUUUCCGACGCACUAGAAAGAAAUGCGGGUUUUGCUCGAUAAUGUCGAAGUCUUAAUCCCAAUUAUUACGAUGCACCAGAAACAAAUGCGGGUUUUGUUCUGAUAAUGUCAAAGUCUUAAUCCCGACUAUUUCCGACAAUGUGCGCAUCAGUGCAGGGUGCUUCAACAGCCUUCAUUUAGUGUAUUGUAACAGUAUAAGUGUAGUUUUUGGCCAAUGUAGAUGUUGUUUUUCUUGUGUUGUAAUUUGUAAAUUAUGUCUACCAUUCCAACAUAUUUUAAACCUCUAAUGUUCAUAACUUAUAGUAUUAUGUUCUGUACUAAUGUGUACUUAUGUACUAGUUCAUGAUCAUAUAUUCAUUCUGUAUUCUGUA
Molecule: messenger RNA, 2608 nt
Organism: Amaranthus tricolor (Joseph's coat)
Lineage: Eukaryota; Viridiplantae; Streptophyta; Magnoliopsida; Caryophyllales; Amaranthaceae
Product: transcription factor MYBC1-like
Exons: 1
Coding region: 422-1462 (346 amino acids)
Biological process (GO): regulation of DNA-templated transcription
Cellular component (GO): nucleus
Molecular function (GO): DNA-binding transcription factor activity; DNA binding
Source: RefSeq, a predicted model, not a curated record